UUCUUCCACCAAGCGGAGCAGUCUCUCUUAUCGCCAACCGCCGGAGCAAGCCGCGGGAGCUCACUCUUUGAUAUCCCCCCGGCGAACCCCGAGCCGAUCGAUGAGGCCGUCGCCCAUGGCGGCGCGGGCCGCAAGCGGGUGCUGCUGCUGCUCCCCGGCGGUGGCGCUGGCCUUCUCCCGCCUCCGGCCCCUCCUCAGCCGCGCCGCCGUCCGCCAGGGCCCCGCCGCCGCGGCCACCGGCGGCCGCUUCGCCCUUAGUACCACCUCCCGGGGCCGCCUUGUCGACUCCGUUCUGGAGGAGCUCCGGUCCUCCCGGAGGGCUGCUCGCUUCUCGGCAAGGAUAGGAUUGCAUGGCACAAAGCAACUGUCAGACAUCAAGAUAGAUAAGAGAACCUUACAAAAAGGAUGGUUGCUUGAAUUUCACAAAGAUUCUGAGAGAUCAUUGCUUGCAGUUGUAGAAAGGCCCGACGGGAAGAAAAACUGGGUAGUCACUGACCAGAAUGGUAUCUUAUCUUCUAUAAAGCCCCAGCAGGUUACAUAUGUUGUACCUGGUACCAUGAAUUUCGAUUCUUCAAAAAUAGCUGAAUUUCUCGAGAAAGCGCAAGAUCUUUUGGACCCUACUGUUCUGGAAUGUGCCUGGAUGGAGCUUUCUGAGAAGGGCAAAUCAGUAACAGUUGAUGAGUUUGCAGAUAUAGUUUAUGGUAGCAAGGAAUCUUUGGAGAGCUACUGUGCACACUUCUUGUUAUCACGGGAUAUUGUAUAUUUUGUGAAGGUGGAGAGCAGAGAUUCUUCCAUGUACCAGCCUCGCCCGUCUGCUCAGGUGGAUGAACUUUUACGACGGAAACUUGCUAAAGAGGCCGCCGAGAAGGAACUGGAAGAAUUUGUCCACCUACUCAAGUCCGCCAAAGCAUUGCCUCUGGACUCUAAGCCUCCUAAAAAUUCUUGGUUGAUGGAAGACAAAGUGAAACAAAAAAUGGAGUCUCUUCAGGCAUAUGCAGUUGAUGCGUGUGACGAUGAACAAAGAAGAAUGGCAGGAAAUAUUCUCAAGGCUAUGGGAUUCUCACGGACUUCAUCAGCUGCCCUGAAGCUUCUUAUAAAUGUUGGAUACUUCCCCGUGCAUGUCAAUCUCGAUCUUUUUAGAUAUGAUGUUCAAACCUCGUACAGUGAGAAAGUUCUAUCUGUUGCUGAUGAGCUUCUGGCCGAUUGCCCUGAUUCAGAUAAGCACAUUCGAAAAGAUCUUUCAACUUUGAAAGUUUAUGCCAUUGAUGUGGAUGAGGCUGAUGAACUUGAUGAUGCACUAAGUGCAACUAGACUACCUGAUGGUAGGAUAAAGGUCUGGAUACAUGUAGCUGACCCAACAUGCUUUCUUCAACCCCGGAGUAUCAUUGACAGGGAGGCAAUGCACAGAGGAACCUCGAUCUUUUUACCAACUGCCACCUAUCCAAUGUUCCCAGAGAGGCUUGCCAUGAAUGCUAUGAGCUUGCAACAGGGUACAGAUUGUAGAUCUGUAAGCGUAUCUGUGAUCUUGAAUCCAGAUGGAAGUAUUGCAGAAUAUAAGAUAGAAAAUUCAGUAAUCAAACCUACCUACAUGUUAACAUAUGAGAGUGCAACUGAAUUGCUGUACAUGAACCUGGAAGAAGAGGAAGAACUGAGGAUUCUUCGAGAAGCUGCUUCAAUUCGUGCACAAUGGCGAUGCAGCCAGGGUUCAAUCGACACUGCUAUGAUAGAACCUCGUAUCAAGGUGGCAAAUCCUGAUGAUCCCGAACCAAACAUUAAUCUAUAUGUUGAAGACCAAACAAACCCAGCAAUGCAGCUUGUAUCAGAGAUGAUGAUACUUUGUGGGGAGGCAGUGGCUUCUUUUGGUUCUGACAACGAUCUUCCUUUACCAUACAGAGGGCAUCCCCAGAAUAACACAGCUGUGUCAGCAUUUGCCUAUCUACCUGAAGGGCCUGCCAGGAGCUUUGCCAGUAUAGCUCUGCUCCGUGCUGCUGAAAUGGAUUUUCGGAAACCUGUAGCACAUGGUGUCCUUGGUAUUCCUGGUUAUGUGCAGUUCACCUCCCCUAUUAGAAGAUAUGUUGAUCUGCUAGCUCAUUAUCAGGUAAAGGCUUUUCUUAGAGGUGAAUCUCCACCAUAUUCAGCUGGUGACUUAGAAGGAAUGACAUUUAUUGCGAGCAUGCAUGUUAAAGUAGCUCGGAAGCUCCACAGCAACAGCUUACGUUACUGGUUGUUGGAAUACUUAAGGAGACAGCCAAAGGGGAGGAAGUUUAAAGCACUGAUACUUAAGUUCAUUAAGGAUCGUAUGGCAACUUUGCUUUUGGUGGAGGUUGGGAUCCAAGCCACAACCGUAGUUGCAGCUGGGAAAGUUGGAGAUGAAGUAAGCGUGGUUGUGGAAAUGGCUCAUCCCCGUGAUGACAUCUUAUCGGUUACGGAGAUUGCAGAAGAUACAGAGUAGUAGAGCACACCGUGGCUUUCAGAUGUUCACUGCCUCACUUCUGAACCCAGAUACUGUGGGGCUGCAGGUACUAUAUGUACCUAAGAAACAGGAAGAUGCUAUUUGGUUUCGCCAAGAAGCAAUGUUGAUUGCUUUCGGUGCAUAUACCAGACGAGAUUCAUUACCUUUGCGCUUCAAACGGAGGAUCUCCACUUCAAAGACCAUGCUGUUGAGUUUACUGUCAAGAAUGGUUUUGAUGGACAGAGCUGGCAAAGUGCAGGCAUAUGUUCACAUUCUAAACCUUCUAGUAGUAUAAGAUCGUCUAAUUACCAUGCUAAUCCCUUUUUGAGGCUGACAGUCUGGUGAAAGCACAGAUCUGGACCAGUUGAACUUCCUCGGAUCCCUGCGGUUUUUGGUUCAAACGCUGAGUUUUGGGGAUGACUCUUGUAUAUAGCUGCACGUAUAUGAUCCAGAGUUUUGAUGCCCUGCUGAUACCAUAUCUCAAAUUCUCAAUACAUGUUCUGCUGUUAUCUUGGAAUUAUAAUUAUUUGUAUAGAAUUGAGACGAUGUGCAAUUGUUUCUUCACUUUCUUCAUUGUAAAAUUGCCUUGACCCUCUUCGGAAGACUACUGGUUAGAAUUUAAGAUUAUGGAAUUGCAAAGGACCAAAUCUAGGCUGUUCUCAGGACAGAGGGUUUGAUUGUACUCCUGAAUUUCUUAUGGAACACACCAAGUACUGCUGGUUUUUAA
This is a messenger RNA of Brachypodium distachyon (stiff brome), 3179 nucleotides long. RefSeq names its product ribonuclease II, chloroplastic/mitochondrial. Gene Ontology annotation, cellular component: P-body; exosome (RNase complex). Bases 101 to 2452 code for a protein of 783 amino acids. Lineage: Eukaryota; Viridiplantae; Streptophyta; Magnoliopsida; Poales; Poaceae. Gene Ontology annotation, biological process: mRNA catabolic process. The record is from RefSeq and is a predicted model, not a curated record. The transcript has 14 exons. Gene Ontology annotation, molecular function: 3'-5'-RNA exonuclease activity; RNA binding.